AAAUCUCAGGUAGAGAGAGGUUACUGUCGAAGCAGAGGGAGGAGAAAGAAAGCUUUUUUUUUCUGGUCUGAAAUCGAAGUGCGAAUCGGAGGGGAAUCUAGGGUUUCGAGAAAAUGGGAGGAGGACAUGGCGGAGGUAUUACUUACAAGGGAGUCACUGUACACACUCCCAAGACGUGGCACACCGUCACCGGGAAAGGCUUGUGCGCCGUUAUGUGGUUCUGGAUUCUGUACAGGGCAAAGCAAGAUGGUCCUGUAGUUAUGGGAUGGAGGCACCCAUGGGAUGGCCAUGGUGAUCACGGUCAUGGGGAUCACCACUAGGUUUUGCUUUUAGGUCUCACUGAACCUUUGAAGAUCAUGACGAAAAAAAAAGAAGGAAUCGUCUCUUGUUUUUUUUUUUUAAUUUUCAGCUUCAUAUGUCGAAAUAAAGAGAACUGUGAAGAAGACGUGAAUUGUUUGUCUACACAACUUUGGAGGCCUUGCUACUUGUGUUGCACUUCCUGAUGAUGUUGUCAUUUUGCUGUCUACAAAUUAAUGUGAAAUAUAAUAAUUUGCGAGAUUCGUGUUCGUAGA
Messenger RNA from Camelina sativa (false flax), 572 nucleotides. The record is from RefSeq and is a predicted model, not a curated record. NCBI's taxonomy places the organism in Eukaryota, Viridiplantae, Streptophyta, Magnoliopsida, Brassicales, Brassicaceae.